Molecule: messenger RNA, 645 nt
Organism: Schistosoma curassoni
Lineage: Eukaryota; Metazoa; Platyhelminthes; Trematoda; Strigeidida; Schistosomatidae
Source: the annotation of a GenBank genome assembly
AUGUUUUCUAGAAGUUUACGUUCUGAAACACGCAGCAGAGCCAAAGAAGACCUAAAAAGAGUUCACAAAUCACAUGAACAGGUUCGAAGCUGGGAAAAGAAAUGGGUCGCUGUCAAGGACACUUCAAUGCUUGUUUAUAAAUGGGUACCUUCUCUUAUAAUUGAUAUGGGUCACAGCAAAAAAGGAACAUUCAAUCGUCAGUCAAGUAUAAAUAAUACAUCACAUAUUUCUUCUGGUAUUCUUUCAUCGUAUUCAUGCCAGCAACCUGAACAAGAUAAUUCUAAAGGUUCAGUGGAUACAAAUUCAGAUAAACUUACGAAUCUGAAAAAUGAAGACCAAGGUCCAACCGAAACAUCACAAGAUACAAUUCUAUCGGUUACAGAUGACAUGUGCUCUCAAAAAACAUCUCAUGUGGAUACAGAAAACAAUAACAGUCAAGAAGCUUCACUUGAUGAAAGCAAUGACAUUAUCAUGUCAUCUGAACAAAAGUCCAAUUCAUUGGAUAAUACUAUUGACGACACUGUUAUUUCAGAACCGAUUUCUGUUAAACCUGAGAUUGAUGAAGAUUCAACCAUUGUUAUUGAAAAUGACAGUAUUGUUAAUAAUAACAGUAAUAAUAAUGAUGAUCGAAAUGGAGUUUGUUAA